Molecule: messenger RNA, 1170 nt
Organism: Tachysurus fulvidraco (yellow catfish)
Lineage: Eukaryota; Metazoa; Chordata; Actinopteri; Siluriformes; Bagridae
Exons: 1
Coding region: 1-1170 (389 amino acids)
Source: RefSeq, a predicted model, not a curated record
AUGCAAUGGUCAACAAAGGAUGACACAUUCAGUUUCAGCAUCGACCAUAAGGAUCAACCAUUGACUCGCCGUGGUAUUCUGUCUGUUAUAGCCUCUCUAUAUGACCCUCUUGGGUUUGUCGCCCCAUUUAUUCUACAGGGAAAGUGUAUCCUACAAGAACUGUGUCGUAGAGGUACUGAAUGGGACAACGAACUUCCUGAUGACUUGCGUCCUCAAUGGGUGGAUUGGAAAGACGAUCUUCUGAAACUCAAGGAAGUAUUGAUACCAAGAUGUUAUCACCCACAUACCUUCAGUGACAUAGUCAGAACAGAGUUACACCACUUCUCUGAUGCGAGUAAUGUAGGAUAUGGUGCUUGUUCCUACCUCCGCUUCAAAAAUGACAAGAGUGAAGUCCACUGCAGUCUGGUGAUGGCUAAAGCCAGGGUCUCACCUACAAAGGUCAUAAGCAUUCCCAGGUUAGAACUCUCAGCCGCUGUCAUAUCUGCCAGAAUGAGUGUCAUGCUAAAAAAUGAGCUGGAAAUGAAGAUUGACCAAGAGUUCUUCUGGACAGACUCGCAGGUCGUUUUAGCAUACAUUAACAACGAAGCCCGUAGGUUUCAUGUUUUUGUCGCAAAUCGAGUGCAGCUGAUACGAGAUGUCACAGAUCCUAGUCAGUGGUGUUACGUAAAUACAACAGAUAACCCUGCUGAUUAUGCAUCUAGAGGGCUUAAUGCGUCUGCCAUCUCUACAUCAAUGUGGUUAUCAGGACCCAAAUUCCUGUGGGAACAGGAAGUAAAUGCAACACCAUACACACCUGUGAACCUGCUUGUCGGUGAUCCUGAAGUUAAAUUAGUCCGAACCUUUGUGACCUCAGUCAGAGACGGAGCAGACAUCCUCAGUCGCUUAAGUCGAUUCUCUUCUUGGUCUAUGCUUCUAAGGGUGGUUGCAAGAAUAAACAGAUUGGGCCACAAACAGAUGUACAACGGUGAUCAUGUGGCAGUUGAAGAACGUGAGAGAGCUGCUAAGGUGGUCAUCAAGCUUGUACAGCAGCAAGCAUUCUCAAAAGAAAUGCAAAUAAUUGAAAGAGGAGAAGCUCUACCAAAUUCAAGCGCACUGUACCAUCUGGAUCCUAUUUUGGACAAUGGCAUCCUCCGUGGUGGUGGGAGGCUAAAACACUCAUCUCUCAGUUAA